AUGUCAAAUCCAUUUGCCCGACCCAGCGAGUAUUUCUCGUCCAUGACUCGCCAUGGCAUCACUAUCUGGGCCCACGAUAUUCUCAACGAACUUCAGAGGCUCCGUGCUCUUGAUCCAAGUAACAAAGAGGCCUUGAGUAAUUUGCUUGAAGUGCACAAGAAUCUUCAGGAGUUCUACACCUGGGUCUCUCUACGUCCAAAGAAUGCUUCAGAUCAGGUCUCUCGUCCUCUUCAAUCUGUUAUUAGAGCGGAGGGAAUUUUUGCUAUUUCGCAUAGACUCUGGGAUAAUCUUGAACGGGAACUACAACCGGAGGAGGACAAUGCAUUCAUCGAGCAGAUGAUUCAACAUCUUGGGUGGGUUUGGAAUAUCAAAACUAACUUAGACAAUGAAAUUCGCCAUAGUCAGGGACUUCCUCUCACUUCAACAAUGGAUACAUUAGCAGAAGUCGCAAAGUAUGCUGAAUAUAGAAACACCGAUCGUGGAAUUACCAUCCAAAACCCAACAGCAAUACCUCUUUCAUCGGGCGGCCACUCUUUACGUGCUGUGGCACCCGCGACCAAAGAAAAUCCAAGAAAUAUAGGUGGUCAAUUUUCAGAAUCCAGGAAAGAGCAAACACAAACCAACGCCAAUAUCAUACUUCCACAGGCACCUUCCCUUUCAAUCUCCUCUGUGCGAAACCCUAAAAGUGACCAUCUAAAAUCUCUCCGAGAUUCCAAAUCCAUUCAAGAACAGUCUCAACCUUCGAUGCGACCUGCUUUUUUCUCACUCACACAGUCACCUCAAAUAAGCGCCAGUGUGCAGCACCAGUUAUCCGUUUUCUGCGAUGAGACAUCACGCAAACUUAUCAACCUUGUGGAUGAUGACAAUAAUAAUGCUGUGGAAAACUCUAGCACCUUUCGCGUUCCCGUUAGUUCUCUCGUAUCCACACCGCAGAUUCGAGACAACAGACUUACAAAUGGUUCACGAGGCUUUGCCGGCGGAUUCAAGCACCCUAUUAGUAGGGAGGCAGGUUUUAAGCCAACUUUUGACAAUGGCAAUGGUCAUAUAUCACGCAACACCUCUCAACCUCAGCAUCGAGGUUACGAUAAUUCUGAUGGUGCCAUGGAAACUAUCAAACCAACAGAUACUCCCUCCAACAGCGACACAAAGAAGAAAACUAUCAUCGGCAGCUCAAACAAAAACGCGAUUAUGAUCUCAGAUUCCCCCUCUCCAGAAUUAAUCAUUAUGUCUAAUUACAAUCCAAGAUCCGAAAAAUACAGCGAAACCCCAGUUCCACCUUCUAUGUCUUCUAUAUCUUCCGAAGAUUUCGAAUUCUCUCCCUCUGCAGACAUCUCUCGUACCCAUAGCAGCGAUACCGAUCGACUGAGGCAAUCUACCCCUUCCCCUCCUCCUCCUCCGAGUAACUCAUGGACACCUAUCAAUGGCCUCAAGAACCAACAGAAAGCAAUAUCCAGAGAGCCAAGCCAAGUGAGAGGACGAUCUUUGACUCGACGUUCUUUGACUAGACGUUCUGGCGAGCGUGAAGAUAACAAUAUGGAAGAAAUCAAGACGAAGAGACCAACUCCGACCAGUGGCAACCAAGACAAUAUCACAGACAAUCCAAACCAGGAGACAAAAUUGAGCAUGAAUCCCAUAACUCCAUUCUCUGAUAAUGUUCCCCCUAUUCUAACCUUAACCAAGCAGGAGCGACCAAGCAUCCCUGAUAAAGCUACAACUUUGCUUCCUGUCCAUGGAUCUGCCGACAAUAAACCCUCUCCUCCAAAAGCUAAGAGUGCUAAAGAUAUUUACCGUCCCUUUAGCAUGCGAAAAGGCGCAAAGAAGAAUGGAUCAACAUGA
Molecule: messenger RNA, 1836 nt
Organism: Sclerotinia borealis F-4128
Lineage: Eukaryota; Fungi; Ascomycota; Leotiomycetes; Helotiales; Sclerotiniaceae
Source: the annotation of a GenBank genome assembly